UCGAAAGAUACAGUCGAGUAUAAAAUAUUCCAAGCGAUAAUAAACUUCAUUGUGGUUAAGUUAACUAAACUGAAAAAGAGUAAAGAUGUCGAUGUGCCCAUUUGGAUUUAGCCCAUUUGAAAUGGAUGGUUUGGAACCUCGUUUCGGUCAAGGAAUAGCUCAUAGUGACUUCUUUUCUGACCGUUUGGUUCCUCGAGCUGGAAUGCAUAGUUUGUUGACUGGAUAUAAACGUCCUUGGGCUAUAAAUCAUUCUGCUAAAAGCAUGAUUAAGGAUCAAAAAAAUCUUCACUUCGGAAAGGAUGGAUUUCAAGCAUCUGUAGAUGUUCAUCACUUCCAACCGAGUGAGAUUACGGUCAAGACAAUCGAAAAUCAAAUAGUUGUAGAAGGUAGGCACGAAGAAAGAGAUGAUGGUCACGGAUCUAUUCAGCGUCAUUUUGUCCGAAAAUAUGUUUUACCGAAAGAAUAUGACAUGAAUUCCGUUCAUUCAACAUUGUCAUCGGAUGGAGUUUUGACUAUUAAAGCUCCCCCACCACCAGCAAUCUCUGGAACUUCAGAAAAGCAUGUCACGAUCACUCAUACCAACAUCCCAGCACAUUUGAAUAUUAAGGAACAUCCAAAAUCUCCACAAAUCCAACAUGAUAAUGGAAAAUCACCUGCUGUCAAUAAGCCUUAAAUUUUGUUAUUUUAAAAUGUUAAUUUUUUUUU
This is a messenger RNA of Chironomus riparius, 705 nucleotides long. Lineage: Eukaryota; Metazoa; Arthropoda; Insecta; Diptera; Chironomidae. The record is from the annotation of a GenBank genome assembly.